AUGGCAUCGACAAUGCUCUCUCCCCGCUCAACCCUUGACAGUACUGGAUACGAUCUUGUGCCUCUUGAGAUGCCACCGUGGCAAGACGAAGUUUGUUUAUAUGGCUACGUUCUGAAAAAUCAUGAUUUUUGCAACCCGAAAGACGACCACAAUUUUGACCUAAUCUUCGCUUCUCUCCGACGACGCGCUUUUGCUUAUGCUCAUCUCGACUCUUACCCAACCAUCAUUUUCCUCGCCGUGUGGAGUCCAACGACACGCCGCAUCUGCAGCGCCGCAAACGGCGACGACAAAAUUCCGGCUCCUUCGGAACUGCGGGCAAUGGAGCAAGAGAUAGCACUAACUGGCGAGCGGCCCCAUUGGUUUUUAAAUGAUGGUAGAAUCUUCAAUGAACAGAAUACUGUCGAUGAUUUUAUUGAACGUGAGCUGGCACGGAGGCUCCCUCCACCUCCCUCGCUCCUCAGUGUUUUGGGAAUCAAUCGCACAUUUCCUUGGUUCUCCAAAGAGCAGCUCACCCCAAUACCGCGCGUACCGGACCCAAAGCGGAUUUGGCUUUACGGCUACAAGCUGCUCAAGGCAUCCAGCUCUGCAGGCCCGCUCGCAAUGUUCGGCUCCUCCACGCUGCGGAAGUACUUUGUCUAUCACAGAGUGCUGCGUCCCCACACUCUGGUGCUCUACCUCGCGAUGUACAGCCCUUACACACAACGGUACCUCAGCAUAUCGAACGGCGAUGACAGAAUUCCCUGGGAACACAUGCUGAGAGCAUUGGAGAAGGAUUUGACACUCGAUGAGCCGCCGGAGUGGUUUGAAGCAGAAGACUGGCUGGACCCGUUCGGUGGAUCAGUAGAUGGUAAGCUACAUGUUGUUCUUUUCUGCUUUCAUUAA
Messenger RNA from Mycena indigotica, 882 nucleotides. RefSeq lists its product as uncharacterized. The coding region runs from base 1 to 882 and encodes 293 amino acids. The record is from RefSeq and is a predicted model, not a curated record. Lineage: Eukaryota; Fungi; Basidiomycota; Agaricomycetes; Agaricales; Mycenaceae. The transcript has 6 exons.